Molecule: messenger RNA, 303 nt
Organism: Penicillium chermesinum
Lineage: Eukaryota; Fungi; Ascomycota; Eurotiomycetes; Eurotiales; Aspergillaceae
Exons: 2
Coding region: 1-303 (100 amino acids)
Source: RefSeq, a predicted model, not a curated record
AUGGCCGAUUCCGUCAGGAUCCCCCCCGCUGACAUCUACCCCUCGCCUCCUAGUACCCCUACCGAUCAGCGCCCCGUCGGUGGCCGCAAGCCCAAGGGCGACGAAGGCAACGGCCUUGUCCCCAAGUCUGGCGAUCUGACCAAGGGCGCCCUCCCCAACAGCGGGAUGGAAGCACCCGGCGCCUCCUUGCCGGAAGACGAGAAGAGCAGUCUCAAGAUUAAGAUCCACCUGAACCUCCACGCCAAGGUGCGCCUCGACCUGGAUGCGCAGAUCUAUGGUGAUGUGGUCAUUGGUCUCCUGUAG